AUUAUAACUUGGCGAGUUACCGGCCACCCUUGGACCAUCCAUCCAUCCAUCUGAGUAGUAGCCCGCCCGUCACCCUCACCUUUUUACGAACCUUCCGCCAUCUUUCUCCUCCAGCCUCCCAGCCUCCCGACGACGGCCCCGUUUUGUUAGAGACAUCAAACUGCCAGUCUGUGGGGGACAUUGGAGACAUCACUCACCUAAUCACUUGCAGAUCGCCUACCGACAUUGUUACGCCCUCCACGCGUGCGCGCACUCUAAUUCGGACCCCGUGUGCCAAUUCCCAGCCAUCUUCCACCACCAAACCCAACCCUCGACAUUUUUUUCGCGAUUCCUUGUCCACCACCGCGAAUCCCCCCAUCGCAAACAAUAUCACCGAACUCCGACAUCGAAUCAACUGCAUCCUCGAACCUCGAAUACUGCAUAUCCCCUUUUCGGCGCAUUGGCAUAGUUCACGCAGUUCGUCCGCCCGGGCGCGGCAACAAGUUUAAUACGAUAAGCGACCACCAACGCUCGCCGAGCGACGACCACGAAUAAUGGCUUUCCUCUUCAAGAGCAAGAAGAACCAGGAGAAGGCCGCUGCGGCGACGAAGGCGGAUGAGAAGGGUUCGGUCGCGGGAUCACAGGCGUCGCUACAUGGCAAUGGGCGAGGAUCGAAGGAUGAGAAGGAUGGGUUGACCCUGAGCCAAACACCGACGCCGACAGGGAGUGUGAAUAAUUCGAUCAAUUCGUUCCAUGGCAAUGCGCCUAGUCCGGACCCCAAGGGACCCGUGAGGAGAGGAACUGGAGGUUUGGAGAAGUCGGAUUUGCCACUACGAAAUGCAACUGCGCCGGCUGUCCAGCCUGUAAAUUCAGCUCCGAAUACAGCGUUAUACCCUUGGACGUAUAGGAAAUUAACCUUCACGUCGUCGCAUCCGAGUCCGUUCCCUAGAUAUGGCGCGGCAGUUAACUCGGUGUCCUCGAAGGACGGUGACAUAUAUAUAAUGGGAGGCUUGAUCAACAGCUCGACUGUUAAGGGCGACUUAUGGUUGGUAGAAGGUGGAGGAGGAAAUAUGGCCUGCUACCCGCUGGCAACAACGGCAGAAGGACCAGGGCCAAGAGUUGGUCAUGCAAGUUUACUUGUGGGGAAUGCAUUCAUUGUCUACGGUGGUGAUACCAAGAUGGAUGACAGCGAUGUGUUGGAUGAGACCUUAUACCUUUUGAACACAUCUACACGUCAAUGGUCCAGAGCUGUGCCUGCCGGCCCAAGGCCUGCCGGACGAUAUGGACAUUCCUUGAACAUUGUCGGAUCAAAAAUCUACGUAUUUGGUGGUCAAGUGGAGGGUUACUUUAUGAAUGACCUGGUUGCAUUCGAUCUUAACCUACUUCAGGUACCGACCAACCGCUGGGAGAUGUUGAUCCAAAAUGAUGAGAUGGCAACUGAUGGAAGCAUCCCACCUCCGCGUACUAACCACUCCAUUGUCACAUGGAAUGAAUGUCUUUACCUAUUCGGUGGCACCAACGGCUUCCAGUGGUUCAACGAUGUUUGGUGCUACGACCCAGUACCAAACGCCUGGACCCAAUUAGACUGCAUAGGAUACAUCCCAGCACCUAGAGAAGGCCAUGCUGCGACAAUAGUAGACGAUGUCAUGUACGUUUUUGGAGGGCGCACUGAAGAGGGCGCAGAUCUUGGAGAUCUGGCAGCCUUCAGGAUAUCAAGUCGUCGUUGGUAUACUUUCCAGAAUAUGGGCCCAUCGCCGUCCGCUCGAUCCGGCCACAGCAUGACGGCGUAUGGAAAGCAGAUUGUUGUCCUCGGAGGAGAGCCUAGCACGGCAUCGCGAGAUGCGGCUGACUUGUCUGUGGUUUUCCUGCUCGAUACAUCUAAGAUCCGAUACCCCAACGACCAGAUGAUCCAGCAGACCCCAGCUGGGGAGCAGGUGGCUGGCCGCAGGCCGAGCGACGCAGAUAGGAGACUCAUGGGUUCGCGCGGCCCUGCGGAUGGCCCGCCUGAUAUGAAGAGACUCAAUGGAGCACCGGCACGUACAAGCGUUAUGGGACAACAGAAUAUGUAUGGUGGCCGGCCGAAUGGGCCUCCAGGAGUCGACGGAAUGGAUAUGGGCAGAGAUAGCCCAGGCCCUGGUUCGGCGCCUCUGCAAGGCCUAGGUAUAGGCUCAAAGCUACCUCGCGCAUCGCUGAUGCAGGCACCCGCUGGACCACCUCCUCAAGGAAUGGCUCCUAGUAGGCCCAACGGCGCACCGCAACAGGGAAACCCAUUCCGUGGCAAGCCGCCGCCUCAAAGUAGAGGCUUUGGCCCUGGUAUUGAUACUUCGAUGAGAAGCCAGUCGCAAGAGAGGAACGGACCGGGGAGUAGGGGGUUGUCUCUAUCUCCUCGUGAUAGUCCUACCAGCAACGGACAGCGCGGACUACCGAUAACUGCACCGAUUGUUGUUGCCAAGCAGGAGGUUGUCAGGCAGGAAAUCGCCGAGGCCCCACCUACAAAUAUGCAGCAAGCGUCUGUGGAGCUGCCUCGAUCAGGGUCAAAGUCUCGUCGUCCGCAGGGCUCGUUGGGGAGUAUCAACGAGGGGACUUUGAAGAGUGUCACCAACCGUACUGGUUCUCCGCCACCUCCUUCGAGGCAAGGAAGCAACGCGACAAAGAACAAAUCGGCAAGGAACUCCCAGACCGUCUCAUUACUCAACGAGCUUGAUAACCUUAGGAACCGCAAUGCCUGGAUGGCUUCGGAGCUCGAGCUCGCUAGAAAGUCGGGAUACACACCAGGUGGUACUCCAAGCUCAAUCCUUGACAACCGGAUCUCAACGUCAUUCUCUGAUGCCGAAAGGCCAUUGAUCGAGGCUCUGAUCGCCAUGCGGUCUGAACUGUCUUCAGUGCAAGGAUCUAUCGACCAGCAAGCAAUUAUUGCAGCUAAGAAGAUCGCUGAAGUAGAGAAGCAACGCGAUGCUGCUGUCAGUGAAGCAGUGUAUGCAAAGGCAAAACUUGCCGCCCACGGAGGUAGCCAAACCAGCACACCGCAACUGGACAAUGAUUCGAGAGAUACAAACUCGAUAUCUGGUGAUCGCUCAACCGAUGUCGCACGAAAGCUUGCACAAGCAUUAAGCGCGCAGUCGAACUUACAGAAGAAUAUCGACAGUCUGACUGCGGAAGUGGAAGCAGAGGCCAGUGGCCGCAAACUUGCAGAGGAGACUGCGAAUAUUGCCCAAGCUCGCAUCGCAGAGCUGGAGAGCUACAAGCAGAAGAAUUCCUCGGAGGUUGAGAGCUUGAAGGCUGAACUGCACCACGUCCAUAUGGAGGCCAGGGAACAGUCUAUCCUGUGUGCUGAGGCCGUCGCUAAGGCGAACCUCCUCCAGGUCGAUAGAGAGACCUUGGAGGGACAGCAUAACGAGCUACUUGGGACAUCAAAGGACCACAGUGAAACUUUCGGGUCUCUGAGGGCAGCUAUCGCCGCUGCGCACGACAUGAAGGAGCACCUCGAACGCAAGGUAGAGGAAGAGCGCAGCCAGCGCGAAGCUCUUGAGGACAAGCUACGCAACCUUCGCUCCGAGCACGAGGAGCGAACUUCCGAGCUCGAAACUGCAAGCCAGCGUCUGCGCGAUGCCGAGGAAAUUGCCGACAAGCAUGCAACGGAAGCACAAAGCCUUCGCCUAGCUGUUAUGUCUGGUCUCGACAAGGUGUCAACGAGGGAUAUGUCGAUGAGCCCAACUUCUGGAGGCGAGAAGGUCGCUACUCUCCAGGCCCAGGCUGAAGCGGCUAACGUCUUGGUGCGUAAGUACCAGACUGCUGCGGACAAUGCGUCGGAGAAACUCCGAAGUGCAGAGGAGCGCAUUGCUGGUCUUGAGGCGUACCAAGAGCAGGUCAGCCGUGAAGGCAUGAGUAUCCGCAAGCAGCUCCAGUCUACCAUGAAGGAAGUCCAGACUCUGCAGGCUGCCAACUCGGAGAUGAGGCACCAGAUUGCGAACCAGCAGCUCGAGACCAACGCUGUGCAUGUCCAACAUAACACCCUGAAGGACCUGCUCCAAGAGCGUGGUAUCAGCCCGAUAACUGCAGCAAGAGCUCGUGGCUUGAAUAGCCCGCAGAUGCGUUCAGACUCACCAGAGCAAAGCCGUCUGCGUGAACUUGAGCAGCAGCUUCUGACGUCGCAGCAAUCCCAUGAAGAGACAAAGCAACUCCAUGCUUCGCAGUCACAGGAGGUUGAGAGCACAUACCGCGAGAAGCUCGCUCAGCUCGAGAACGACUACCAGUCCGCCGUCCACUACGUGAAGGGCACCGAGAAGAUGCUCAAGCGCAUGAAGGACGAGCUCUCCAAACUGAAGGGCGAGAAUGGCCGCCUUAAGGCCGAAGUGGAGGGAGCGAGAUCCAAGGCCGCCGACUCCGCCGAGCCAACCGAGUGGGAACAAGAAAAAGAGGCUCUCCGCCAACAAAUCUCGAACCUCCAAGCCGAGAUCCAAACCUCGCGCUCCGAAAUGGAAAACCAGCUCUCCGACGUCCGCAAGGAACUCGAGUCCACCAAAGCAGACCGCUUACGCCUCACCGAGGCCCACGACGAGGCGAAACGCCAAAUCACCACCUCGUCCGAGCAAGCGCGUCUCGACCUCGACCAGCUGCAGCAGGAGAACGCGAAUCUCGAGAGGCGCGCCCUAGACGCCGAGCAGAAGGUCUCUCUGCUGCUUGACCAGGUCGAGUCCUCCGUCGACAACUACCGUCGACAGUCCCACCUCAGCGAUGCUGUCGCCGGCAGCGCCAAAGCGGGAGGCGGACACACCCGCAACCUCAGCGACAUCGACAGCGUCUCCGGCGAGUCACUAUACAGCGACACGACGGAGCGCGCCAACGACCGCAACUCCAUGGCCCUCGACAGCCUGGCAUCCGAGCUCGAGACCCUGCGCACGCACUGGGAGACGACGAGUAAGAACUACCGCCAGUCCACGAACUUUGACCUCGAGAGGCCCGAUGGCGACGACGACGGACAGAGCGGCGGCCAGGAACAGCAUGGCCUGAGCAAUAGUCUGGCGGAUUGGAGGAAGAGGCUCGAUUCGGCGGAGGCGGAGACGAGGGUUAGGAAGGGGAGCGCGGAUGAGUUGUCCCCGACGACGGCGGGGGGGGUGAAGGGGAAUGUGUUUUGAGCGGCGAAAGGGGGGGAUGACUGAUAUGAUGUUUACGUUUACCACGCACGCAUACCUCUUGCCAUGAAAAUCGAGCUGCUGCUGCGCGCACUACUGCCUUGUUUGUAUAUUGAAGAUAUUUGAACCCCGCUCUCCCGUGUUUGAGGGAGGGGAGGGGGAAUGAUGGGGGGUAGGGAUAAAAUGGGAGAGACGACUGUUCGAGUUUUUGUUCGAGAUUUUCCGAUUAUAUCCGGCGUCAUGAUCUGUUUCUGUCUUGCUUUUUCCUUUUUUUUGUUAUUUGCUAUUUGUUGUUAUCCUUUCGUAUCUCUUUUUUCUGUUCGAUAUGCUUUGAUCUAACGCCAACAACUGCACAUUACCCCCCCGUCUCGCACCCCCAUCAAGGGGCGAACGAACACAGCGUAACGGAGCUUGUUUUGAGGUUUAUUUGAUCGAUCGGGUUUCUAUAUUCUGUUUUGUGGAGGUCGGAGAGAAGGGGGAUAUGUCCUUUGCUAUAUAGCUAUGGCUGAUUGAAACUGGGACUUGAAUUCAAAGAAGAGAGAGGGGGAGGAGGAGGAAGGAGAAGGGGGAGAGGGAAGAGGGAGAGGAGGGAUGAAAUGUACCAUACAAACCACAACAGCACACAUCAAGGGAUGCAUGCAUGCGAAGAAAGACCCAAUGAAUGGAUUUGGACAGACGCGUAUGACCACUUGCCGCGAGGUAGAGAUUUUUUAUUGGGAGGGGAGUGAAUUGAAUUGGGU
Molecule: messenger RNA, 5851 nt
Organism: Pseudogymnoascus verrucosus
Lineage: Eukaryota; Fungi; Ascomycota; Leotiomycetes; Thelebolales; Thelebolaceae
Gene: KEL2
Product: Negative regulator of mitotic exit
Exons: 4
Coding region: 534-5114 (1526 amino acids)
Biological process (GO): regulation of cell shape
Molecular function (GO): protein binding
Source: RefSeq, a predicted model, not a curated record